Molecule: messenger RNA, 588 nt
Organism: Eremothecium sinecaudum
Lineage: Eukaryota; Fungi; Ascomycota; Saccharomycetes; Saccharomycetales; Saccharomycetaceae
Gene: YAR1
Product: Yar1p
Exons: 1
Coding region: 1-588 (195 amino acids)
Molecular function (GO): protein binding
Source: RefSeq, a predicted model, not a curated record
AUGGCUUUGCACGAGGGCCCGUUAGAUGAGGAAGAUCAAGUUGCAGUCGUAUUAGACGCCAGGUCGGGGGACCUAGACGGUCUUCGAGAGAUUUUUACAAAGUUCAUCCAUCCAAAACUACUCAUUGAAUGUAAGGAUCCAGAAACAAAAUCCACCCCGCUGCACAUGGCUGCAGCAAACGGUCAUCUUGAAGUGAUCAAGUACAUGCUUUCUAUUGUUGAACCUGAGAACCGCAAAGAAUGGGUGAAUUUGCAGAACCAAACUGGAAAUACCGCUCUCCACUGGGCUACGUUGAACGGUCACCUAGACGUUGUUAAACUCCUUUGUGACGAACAUGAAGCAGACCCUUUCAUCAAGAAUCAAUUCGGUUUUGAUGCCAUUUACGAGGCUGAAAGCAAAGACAAAGAGGAAAUUGAAACUUACUACUUGACAAAGUACGACGUUCAGCCUGAAGAUAACGAAAACGAUGACGAACCUGCUACGACAUCAAAUGUUCAAAUCUCCGAAGGUACAGAAAUUGAACAGGUCACUAAAGAGGCCACAGAAGUUCUAAAUGCACGUACAGCAGACUUGAGCCUGUCAAAAUAA